UUCAACGUCCAACAGAAGAAAAUCUCCCGCCAUUAUCGCGUUGUGUAAUCUCUUGAACCGGCAAUCAAAGAUUACAGAGACAAAGAUUAGAUUACAGAUAUAAACUUUAGUGACAGUCCAAAAAUAAAUAAAUAAAUCUCACUAUAUAUAUAUAUAUUGAUAAUUGAAGCCAAGAGAGAGGAGAGAGAAAUAGCCUCUGCAUAGAGAUGAAACCCAAAGGAAAAAGAGUUUCGGCCCUCAAGUCGAAGUUAGGGUUACCCUCUGUCUUCCUCUUUUGCUCCCUCUGCUUCUUGACCGGCCUCUUCGGACACAUCAUCUUCUCUAAGGAUGAAAUUGGUGUUCGAUCGAGGCCUAGAUUGCUCAAAUCGGUUGGGGAAGAGGAUGAUUCGAUGCCGCAUGGAGAAACUGGAGAAUCUGGGGUUACUUCGAUCCCGUUUCAGGUUUUGAGCUGGAAACCUCGAGCUCUUUAUUUUCCUAAUUUUGCAACAGCAGAACAAUGCCAAAACAUAAUUGAUGUGGCAAGGUCAAAACUUAAACCAUCAGGUCUAGCUUUUCGGAAGGGAGAAACUGCUGAGACUACCAAGGGAAUUAGAACAAGCUCUGGCACAUUUAUCAGUGCAUCAGAAGACGGAACUGGAAGUUUGGAGAACGUUGAGAUAAAAAUUGCAAGGGCUACAAUGAUUCCAAGGAUCCAUGGAGAGGCAUUUAAUAUUCUGCGGUAUGAGAUUGGGCAGAGAUAUGUUUCUCAUUAUGACGCAUUCCACCCGGCUGAGUAUGGUCCACAGGAGAGCCAAAGGAUUGCUUCCUUCUUGCUGUAUCUAUCUGAUGUGGAAGAAGGUGGUGAAACCAUGUUUCCUUUCGAGAAUGACUCGAACAUGGGUGUGGGCUAUGAUUACCAAAAAUGCAUUGGUUUGAAAGUGAAGCCUCGCCAAGGGGAUGGACUUCUUUUUUAUUCAUUGUUUCCAAAUGGCACAAUCGAUCGGACUUCUCUUCAUGGGAGCUGUCCAGUGAUUAAAGGGGAGAAAUGGGUGGCUACAAAGUGGAUCCGAGAUCAAGAGCGAGGGGAUUGAUUUCUAUAGUGACAUAUAGAAGGCAUUCUAGUUCAAAAUUCAUAUAUUCUUUUGAGCAUUAAGAUUGCCUCCUUGUGUGAAAAAUGGAAAAUUUGUCACCAUCAUUAUAAGUAGUACAUCAAGCAAGCAACAGCAAAACUUUAAAUUUUUACAUAUGGGUUUAUUAUUAAAUCUCCUUUGAACUGCAUUUGCAUGCCAAGGAGUACUCAUGUUCUGCCUUCUUACUCCCUACCCUUCACAAGCCUCUCGCUUUAUUUGCCCACGGUUUCAUGAUUGUUUUUUUCCUUUUCCAAAGUCUUUUUUAUGAGAGUACCUUAAUUGCUGCAAUGGUGAUGAACAUCUUUUUUUUAAACGUCCGGUGUGAAAUAAUUUUUUCCAAGUUUCAUCAUCCCAAUUCCAUGUUUGCUAAAAUUAUCUAUUUUUUUCGUUGGCUAAUAGGCAUUUAGUCUAAUGGUAUAACUUUUUUUUUUUUGUCAAAGAGAGAGAAAUGAUUCUAGCUAGAUUGUGGAAAAAAAAAUGUGAGUGAUUGAGUGUUUCUUGUCAUGAAAAAAAAGAUAUAUUAUAACCUUCUAAAAUACUCUAGGGAGUUGUGCAUUUUCUUACCACCUCAAUUUGAACAUUUUAAAGAUUUUCAAUGCAGGAGCAACAAUAGAUUCCAUC
This is a messenger RNA of Cornus florida, 1730 nucleotides long. Its product is annotated as probable prolyl 4-hydroxylase 9. The transcript has 8 exons. The coding region runs from base 207 to 1070 and encodes 287 amino acids. The record is from RefSeq and is a predicted model, not a curated record. Gene Ontology annotation, cellular component: endoplasmic reticulum. Gene Ontology annotation, molecular function: L-ascorbic acid binding; procollagen-proline 4-dioxygenase activity; iron ion binding. NCBI's taxonomy places the organism in Eukaryota, Viridiplantae, Streptophyta, Magnoliopsida, Cornales, Cornaceae. Gene Ontology annotation, biological process: peptidyl-proline hydroxylation to 4-hydroxy-L-proline.